Messenger RNA from Adineta ricciae, 1212 nucleotides. The record is from the annotation of a GenBank genome assembly. Lineage: Eukaryota; Metazoa; Rotifera; Eurotatoria; Adinetida; Adinetidae.
AUGACAAAAAACAAAGCGUAUUUGCAUCAACAAAUUUAUUCUAUUUACAGAACCUAUCAUCUUCCCAAAUCUCGUUGGUUAACAAUGAAAUCCCAAGAAAUUUUCGAAUAUCGAUUUAUAACUUAUUUCGUCACACUAAUUCGAUUGGUGACCAUUCUUCCAUUCAAAUGUGUUAUGGGCAUAUUUCGUUCAAUUGGUGACCUUUUUAACUUCUCUUCUUUUAAUCAUUCAGGUGGUAAAGAACAUUAUAGUUGUGAAUAUGGUUCAGUGAAGUAUUAUAUUUAUUGUGGGAUUGGUGGAAUGAUCAGUUGUGGUAUAACACAUACAGCUCUUGUUCCAUUGGAUCUAAUCAAAUGUCGAUUACAAGUAAAACCUCAAAAAUAUGUGAAUCUCAUAAAUGGCUUCAAAGUGACUAUUGCAGAAGAAGGUUUCCUUGGUUUAACCAAAGGUUGGGCGCCGACGUUGAUUGGUUAUUCUUUCCAAGGUCUCGCAAAAUUUGGUUUCUACGAACUUUUCAAAGUUUUCUAUGGUGGUAUUCUUGGAGAAGAAAACGCAUAUCUCUACCGAACAUUAUUGUAUUUAUUAUCGAGUGCGUCGGCUGAAUUUUUUGCUGACGUCGCUCUAUCACCAUGGGAAGCGACUAAAGUACGAAUACAAACACAAGAUAAUUGGGCAUCAACACUUAGACAGGGCUUGCCGAAACUUUAUGCGGAAGAAGGAUUGUAUGGAUUUUAUAAAGGUAUUGUACCACUUUGGCUUCGUCAAAUACCUUAUACAAUGAUGAAAUUUGCCUGUUUUGAACGUACGGUUGAAGCUCUCUAUAAAUACGUUGUGCCUAAACCACGCGAACAAUGUACGAAAACCGAACAACUAGGCGUCACAUUUGUUGCUGGAUAUAUUGCUGGAAUAUUUUGUGCUAUCGUUAGCCAUCCAGCUGAUACGAUUGUCUCAAAAUUAAAUAAUGAAAAAGGUCUGAGUUUGUUUGAGGCCGUCCGUCGUGUUGGUUUUGCGGGCUUAUGGAAAGGUCUUGGUCCCCGUAUAUUCAUGAUUGGAACGUUAACAGCUUUGCAAUGGUUCAUAUACGACACUGUGAAAGUCGUUUUGGCACUACCAAGACCACCGCCCCCGCAACCACCACUUUCACUACAGAAAAGAUAUGCUUUCAAUAGUGACAAAGAACCGUUGAUACGUGAUUUGAGUGUUAAAAGUUGA